This is a messenger RNA of Cataglyphis hispanica, 4874 nucleotides long. RefSeq lists its product as uncharacterized. The coding region runs from base 794 to 4009 and encodes 1071 amino acids. The transcript is spliced from 5 exons. NCBI's taxonomy places the organism in Eukaryota, Metazoa, Arthropoda, Insecta, Hymenoptera, Formicidae. The record is from RefSeq and is a predicted model, not a curated record.
GUGUAUUUACGUAUUUCGUAAUAUCGCGAAACCUGAAUUAAAUAACCGCUGCUGCUUAGUCGAAAGUACUCGGCACAAAAGGGGGUAGGGAAUGUAACACCUGCGUGUUUAUCCGCUGAAACAGCCUCGACCUGCCACGGCAGAACCGAUGUCGACGGUCGACCGUGACAGUAGCUCGCUGCGUCGACAUGACGAAGAAUCGUUCCUUAUCACGAGGAAACGAAUAUCGGAAUUAAUCUUCGAAUAUUUCGCGUUACAGUAUCGCGAGUGUUCGUUACAUCGUCGUCCUAUCGCCAUUAAUUCGCGGCGAUUGGAGUAUCUUUGUGACAUUUAAAAUACAUGCGUUUUUGUGCCUGAUUUCUUUCUAGAUUGUUUUGAAAUCAUUUUUGAGUUCAGAGGAAUACGCGUUGCAUAUUUAAAUUGUCAUGCAGAAUUUUAAAUUUUGUACAAUUCUGAUACAAUUCUUCUUGAUUUCGAGGAAAUUUUAUAUUUCUUCCAUUUUUUCUUUUGAAAAACUGCUUUUAUUUUUUUUUAAACGCAUGCUUAAGGUGCUUAAAAAUUAUGGAAAGUGGAGAAAAAUAGAAACAUUUGUUUCAAAUGUAAAUUGCAUUAUUCGGAUUCAUUAAUUUUCUUGGGGCUCGCUAAAUUAUGCAAACACAUAAGACUAUAACGAUUUUGUAUUUUGAAUCACGUCACUUUUGACUUGAUCCAUGCGCAAUUGAAUUUGUAUUAUUGAAUCGAUCGAUAUCAUUUCUCGAUGCGUUCAAUCGACUUUAAACUUUUUGACUUUUGAAUGGCCCGUAGCAUGGCAUCGCUUUAUAAUGGCCACGAUCAUUGCAAGAGGAUGUUUGAACUUCAGGAGAAACUGCGAAAGAGCGAGGAGGAGAGAAUACGAUUGGAGGAGCGAUUCAACGAGCUCGUGCGAGAAUCUCAUGAUAGACACGAUGCUUGUAUAAAUCAGUUACGCAUGAGAUACAUACAGUAUUUAGAGGAACAACAUGCGAGAGAUGAAAGAAAUCACAAGCUUCUCGCAGCAUUGGACAAGAUCACGAACAAGCUCGCAUUGAUAAGUGCGAAAAAAGACAGACUCAAUGUUCUCAGAAAACAAUAUGAAGCUUAUCUGCUUCGUGUUUAUGCCAAUCGUGGACAACCUGGUAGUAUCACUGGCGACAGCGGUAUCGUCAGUCAAAAUGAGGAUAAGUACCCGAAAAUCGUCACGUUAGCGCAGCCUGAUAUAGCAUCCGCGGAAAUGAGAAGCGUUUCAUCACCGCGAGUGCAUCUGUUUACUCAAUCGAAUCAACCAAGGUCUACCUCCACAUCCAAGUUGCAUGAUCAAACUGCUAUAAACAGUACUUUAUUAAAUAAUUCUCCGAUCUUACCAACUACGCCACUAAGUGCACCGCUCGGCGCCGAUUAUCAUCAGACGCGCGUUCCACGUGAACCGCACGUUUAUGUCUCACCGGUCGGUCGAUCGAAUGAACAGCUCACUCAAGUAUCAGUAAUUUCCUCGCCAAAUACCCAUCAGUAUCCACGAACGAUUUCCGAUUAUAAAGAGAGCGCGUCUCAUAAUCUUCAAGAUGUCGACAAUUUUCGCGCUUUGCACACGAAAACACCAGUUUUGCCGACGUCAUCCUUGGAUCAGAUUCGACCCGAUGCUGUUCCCAUUAAUCGAUUCCUCAAAGAGCAGGUGGAAUCGUUGCAAACCACGAUCUCUGGUCUCUCGACGCAAUUUCCUGUUGGAAAAGCGCGAUACGAAGAGACAUCACAAAACGCACCUGUUUCACGACGAUUCAAUCCCUUAACCGCGCUUCACCGUGACAAUGUAAUGCUAUCUAGUCCGCAAUCGCAGAUAAGAGAAUAUGAUCCGUCCGAUGUUGCAGGACCCACUUUAAUGACCGCGAAAUUGAGUACAUAUCGAGUGGAUCCCAAUAUAAGUGUCGUUGAUCAAGUCGGUCCGUUGCCGGGAUAUAUGGACUAUAUCACGGCAAGUCCUGAGGACGAAGAAUCCAUCCAUUCCCUUACUAGCGAUGAUGUAGAUGAUCUGAUAAGGCGCAACGAGCAUCUAUUAUGGAGCACGGAUGAUGUUAAGACUCCAUGUCGAUCGCCGAUUGAUGUUUUGGGAUUAUAUAACGCUAAUCUCGACGAGAAUGGCAAAACGACGGCCAUCCUGGAAAAUGAAUUGGACCGAUACAUCGGUAAAAUCCGGAAACUCCAUCGGGAACAUGGUUUAACGAGUCUGGAGGAAAUGGACCAUGAACAGAACACUAGUGGUGAUCUGCUGAAUGUCACUCUGUCGGAGGAUGCUGCGGAGCUUCCGGCCGAAGAUCGGGCAAGGAAGGAGCGAGUAUCCGAGAAGAUGGACAGGAUUCUGGCAUUGGCAAGCGAUUUUGCAUCGAGGACGACUGAACUGAAGGAAGAUGCGCGAAAUACAACCGGGCAAAGUGAUAACAACAAUUUACCCGCGGAAGUGGUCAGGGACGAAAUUAGACACCGCGACGCGACGACGAACGAUACAUCGCAAUUCGAAGGAAAAUGCGAGGCUGAAGGACGCGGAAUUUCGGCAAAGAACGAAAUUAGAGAAGACGUUGCGACAUACUCAACGGAAUUAGAGCAAACGCGUAGAAAUACGGAUAUUGCGAAAGAGAGCUGGAAUAAUGCUGACAAUUUAGUCGAAUUGCGAGAGCAUGAUCAGGAAAUAUCUGGUGCGAAGAAAAACGACACAUGCGAAAAAACAACUGCAUCCUCGAGUAACGAAUCACAGAUCGACGAUCGGAAUAACGUAUCAGAGAAGAAACAGUUUGAUGUUGUUACUGGCGAAGAAUCGAAUAUUGAUGGUCUAUUUGAUGUCGCCGAAGAAUUGACGCCGUGGAAUCUUGCGAGUGUGCAAAAGGAAGUUCGAGAAUUAGAUUUCACCGAUACUGUCAAAGCAAUGAAAAAGGACGUCAAAGAGACGGAGAAACGAAUCGUCGAUGAAAUUGCGAGCGAAUCGCAUAUUUCGUUACCGUCCAUCGAGAAAAGCAGCGCAAAUGAUGAAGUGGAGAACGCGCAUCACUUGCAAGAUACGCUUCCUGACGAGGAGAUGGAAUCGAAAAAAUUGAAUGCGAGCGAAUCCCACGAAACACAUCAUUCUUCUGUCGAGAAUGCUGAAGAUGUGACUCAAAUUUUGAGUCAACAUAAAGCCGACGAGUCCAAGAUCGCAUCUCACAUAAAUGAGGAAAUUGGCGAAUCAAAAGAGAAUAACGAUAAGAAGCAAGAUAACGAUCAGACGACAGUAUCUCAAAUCGAUGAACAAUCUGAGAAUGUAAUAAAAAAUAAUGAAUACAAUAUCGAACAAGAAUACAUCGAGGAUUCGAGCCAAGAGCGACAAUAUGAACAAGAUUCAAAUGAGCAAUAUCAUUAUGAUCAAGGUAUGCCAUACGAAGGAGUUAAUAACGAGGAGUACGAGAGGUACGCCGCGCAAGGAUACACUCAAGAGGGACAGGAAUAUGUCGAGUACGUGGAUGGUCAGUACGAACAAUAUCCUGAAGAUCCCAAUAAUCCACAAUAUCAACAUGAUCCUAACGCGCAAUACGAGCAGGAUCCGAAUCAAGUAUACGAUUAUAAUUACGAUCCUAAUCAAGGAUACGGGGACGAUCCUAAUCAGCAAUAUGAUCCUAAUCAAGGUUACGAAAACAGUUCUGAUAAUCAGGCAUACGAUUACGCCGAACAAGUUUCUUACGAUCCUAAUCAGGUGUACGAUAAUACAUAUGAACAGGAAGAACAGCCCAAUCCUGAUAAUAACAUUGUCGAAAAUCGCGAAAAAGAACCGGAAACGGAAGAAACCUCGCAGAAACAGGUAGACCCAGAGUCGGAACACAAAUCAAGCAAAGAUGAAGAUAAACCGCAGCAAGUAGAUGCCGUUAGCGGGACAAAGAAGAAGGACGUGAUUAAAUCUUUGCUGGAUUCUGACACAGAUACAACGAUCGAAAGAAAUGUUUCAAAUACGGAGAGUGAUUUUGAUUUUAAUUAAAAUGUCCACAUGCGUCAGGACGCACUGAAAAGACAUUAAAUUUGUAUAAAGAGAUAAAGGUAAAACUACAAUGAUAAGAUUCUGUUAAUAAAAUUAAAUACAUUAAAGAAGAAUGUGACUAAAUUUAUGUCGAGUUUCAACAUCGAUUUCACGAUAAGUAUGUACAGCGGAUAUGAACAGCGAUCUUCUAAUUGAAAUAUACGAUGUUUUGAAAAUAGAAUGCUAAGUUAAGGAGAUAAAAAAAAUAGGUAAAAAAAGUACCGCAAUCUUGUUAAUGAAACAAGUCUGAUUCAAGAAAGGCAUGCUUUUGAAUAUCUUUGCUGAAUUUCAAUAUGAAUUUCAGAUUUAUUUCGCAAGAAAUGCCUGGAAUAUGGAUAGCGAAUUGUAUUUUAAUUAGAGCUUUAAUUAACAACCCACGAAUUGUAGCAAAUGGCAAAAAUAAUUAAUCUCCUUGAAGUUCUAUUUAGAACCUAUUGUAAAUAUCAUAUUUACAUAUGUAGGUGCAGAAUAAACUCACAUAGCAUGCAUAUCCAAAAGACGUCUAGAAUAUACCGAAGUUAAUUUGGACGAUAAGAUAUCUUCAGGAUGUCCUUUGAGCGUCUUUUGGAUAUGCAUGCUAUGUAGGAAGUGAUAAAACAAGAAUAUAUUAUUUUAUCGCAAAUAUAUUAUUUUAUCGACGCUUUAUUACAAAACAAAAUAUUUGAAUAUAACUAAUUAUACGCGUAUGUGCUGAGAAAACUGCACACCUGUACAAUCGUGAAAAGAUUUAUUCUAAAAAUAAUACGGACCUAAUUGUAAACAUCUACAGCUUUACAUUGUAAGAGGAUCAGUUAUUAUUAAAGAUACCUAUUAAAUUUAAAAAAUA